Molecule: messenger RNA, 1738 nt
Organism: Lactuca sativa (garden lettuce)
Lineage: Eukaryota; Viridiplantae; Streptophyta; Magnoliopsida; Asterales; Asteraceae
Product: polygalacturonase At1g48100
Biological process (GO): carbohydrate metabolic process
Molecular function (GO): polygalacturonase activity
Source: RefSeq, a predicted model, not a curated record
UCAUUUUUUGGCUAUCUAAAACACACACAAAAACACACACUCACACGUGUCAGUCGACAUGGGUGGUUUUAGUUUCAGAAACUUGAUAUUUUCACUUGUUAUUGCAAUUUUAGUGUGGGGUUCAAGCAUAGAAACUUGCAAUGCUAGGAGGGGCAAGCAUUGGAGGAAUAGAAGUGGUACUUUUAGUUCUUUGUACAAAAAGAAAGGAAAGAAUCAUGGCCACGUUGAAAAGUCUAAGCCAAAACCAAAACCAAAUAAUCCACUUCCUAUUCCAGAAGAACCGAUAGCACCCGUACAAAAAGGCUUGAAAUUUAAUGUUCUUGACUAUGGAGCUAAAGGAGAUGGGAAUUCGGAUGAUACAAAGGCAUUUCAAGGUGCAUGGGCAGAUGCUUGUAAGGUGGAAGCAUCAUCGAUGAUCGUGCCAUCGGGAUAUGAGUUCCUUGUGGGACCCAUUUCAUUUUCCGGUCCUUAUUGUCAAAGAAACAUUCUUUUUCAGCUUGAUGGCACAAUCAUAGCUCCAACAAACUCAAAAGCAUGGGGUAAAGGUCUCCUACAAUGGCUAGAAUUCACAAAACUUGUAGGACUCACAAUCAAGGGAAAAGGCACCAUUGAUGGAAGAGGCUCAGUUUGGUGGACAAAUUCCAUAUUCGAUGAUCCUAUCGACAAUGAACAACUACUACUUGUUCCAUUACAAAAUAUCACAAUGACAAAAAAUCCACAAAUAAGCAACUCAUUAGAUGGGAAAAUGCCUAGUGUAAAGCCAACUGCUGUGAGGUUUUAUGGGAGUUUUAAUGUGACAGUCACAGGCAUAACAAUUCAAAAUAGUCCACAGUGUCACCUCAAAUUUGACAACUGUGAUGGAGUUUUAGUGUACAGUCUUAGUGUAUCGUCUCCUGGUAACAGCCCAAAUACUGAUGGAAUUCACUUGCAGAACUCCAGGAACGUGUUAAUCCAUACCGCAGAUCUUGCUUGUGGUGAUGACUGUAUAUCUAUACAAACGGGAUGUACGAAUGUAUUUGUACAUGAUGUGAAUUGUGGGCCCGGGCAUGGAAUAAGUAUUGGGAGCCUAGGGAAAGAUGGGACAACAGCAUGUGUUUCCAACAUCACGGUUCGCAAUGUUAAUAUGCACAACACAAUGACUGGUGUUAGGAUCAAGACUUGGCAGGGAGGAUCAGGGUCAGUGCAAGGAGUAUUAUUCUCAAACAUUCAAGUGUCGGAAGUUCAAUUCCCAAUCAUGAUCGACCAAUAUUACUGUGACCAUAGCAAAUGCAACAACCACACAUCCGCUGUAGCUGUCUCAAACAUUGCAUACGAAAACAUAAAAGGAACCUACACAGUAAAACCAGUGCACAUAUCAUGUAGUGACAACAUGCCAUGUAUGGAUGUAAAGUUAACUGAUAUUGAACUCAACCCGAUUCCUAAAGGAUACCAUAUGUAUGACCCGUAUUGUUGGCAAGCUUUUGGGGAACUUUAUGCUCCAACUGUUCCAGAAAUCGAUUGUUUACAAGAGGGAAAACCAUCAAGCAGUUGGGAUCCUCUUGAGAGUGGGUGUGCAUUGUAGGGUAUGUGUAUGAAUUGAUGGAUUGAUUAAUGAUUAGUGAGGUUGGUGUAAUUGCUGACCCCUUUUAUAUCAUAUACUAUACGAUUGCUUGUGUUAUAUAGGGAUUAUUGAUUAUUGUCUUGUUACUGUGUUAGUUUAUACUUUAUAUAAAAAAAAGUUGUGUUUUGGUUUUUUGUU